Messenger RNA from Arachis ipaensis, 1326 nucleotides. Its product is annotated as peroxidase P7-like. Gene Ontology annotation, molecular function: heme binding; peroxidase activity. Lineage: Eukaryota; Viridiplantae; Streptophyta; Magnoliopsida; Fabales; Fabaceae. The record is from RefSeq and is a predicted model, not a curated record. Gene Ontology annotation, biological process: hydrogen peroxide catabolic process; response to oxidative stress.
UCCAUGGCCAAGUCCAUCAAUAAUCACUAGGAUUACAAUUGCCUUUUUAUAAAUACUUUGAACUAAUUAACUCUAGCAACCCAACUAAAUUCUCAUCGUAACCUCAAUUGUCUCUAGCUAUCAUAAGUUUAAUCUACCUAAAUAUAUUCACUACUGAUUAAUCAUCGGUUAUAGUAUAAUAUAUUGUAUUAAUUAAAUGGAUUUAUUGCGUGGUAAUUUCUUUGUUUUUCUCCAAGCUAUGAUGUUUGCAGCUCUUGCUACAACAUCUUUGUCAUCAGCAUCAUUAUUAUCACCAAAUUACUAUGGUCAUUCAUGCCCUCAGGCUUUGAGCACCAUAAGAAGAGUGGUGGAGAAUGCUGUUCAAAGAGAGCCACGUAUGGGUGCUUCUUUGUUACGCUUGCACUUCCAUGAUUGCUUUGUUAAUGGUUGUGAUGGUUCAAUUCUUCUAGACCCCACAUCCACCAUUGAUAGUGAAAAAAAUGCAUCUUCUAAUAAAAACUCUGUUCGAGGAUUUGAAGUGGUGGACGAAAUAAAGGAGGCAGUGGACAAAGCUUGUGGAAAACCAGUUGUUUCUUGCGCUGACAUCUUAGCCGUUGCUGCUAGAGAUUCUGUUGUUGCGUUAGGAGGACCAAGAUGGAAGGUGAGACUUGGUAGAAGAGACUCAACCACAGCAAGCCUUGAUGAUGCAAACAACAACCUUCCAGCACCAUUUUUUAGCAUCUCUCAACUCAUUUCAAACUUCAAGAACCAUGGCCUAAAUGAGAAAGACCUUGUGGUUCUCUCCGGUGCCCACACCAUCGGUUUUGCACGUUGUUUUUUCUUCAAGGACCAUAUCUACAACGAUACCAACAUCAACCCUAAAUUUGCAAAGAAGCUCAAGUACAUUUGCCCUAGAAAGGGUGGAAACCCUGAUAUUCUUGCCCCAUUGGACACCGCCUCGGCCGCGAGGUUUGACGCCGCCUACUAUGGUGACUUGGUUCACAAGAAAGGGGUUUUGCAUUCUGAUCAAGAAUUGUUAAAUAGUGACUCCACGGAUGGAUUGGUCAAGAAAUAUAGCUAUGAUGCUGAAGGAUUUUAUAAGGACUUUGCUAAAUCUAUGGUUAAGAUGGGAAAUAUAAAGCCACUCACUGGGAAUCAUGGUGAAAUUCGAUUGAAUUGUAGGAAAGUGAAUCAAUAUCAUUAAGAAAGUAUAUAUAGCAUUACAUAUCAGGUUACUAUGUAAUGUAAGUAGGAUUAAUAUUAUUUUUUUAGAUAUAUUUUAAAUGGUUAAAACCAGGGACGGAUGUAUGUAUAUGAGUGUGGGGAUAAUCGCCCCAUAGAUUUAAA